Gregarina niphandrodes is the source of this 537-nucleotide messenger RNA. RefSeq lists its product as hypothetical. The transcript has a single exon. The annotation marks the transcript as partial. Lineage: Eukaryota; Apicomplexa; Conoidasida; Eugregarinorida; Gregarinidae. The record is from RefSeq and is a predicted model, not a curated record.
AUGGAGAAGUUAAAGGUCGUACCCGACGCCGCUGCAUUCAGCACGGUACGACUGUACGGCGACCAGGUAGGUUCCCACUUCGUUGGACUACCCGCCAUGAGUGCGGAGGAGAUCCGUAAGCUGGACGUAAUCUCAAGGCUCUUUGAGUUAUUCCUCAAGACAGAGCGAGGCCCAAAGAUGUUCUUGAGUUUGGGCAUGCAAGUCCGCGCAGCUUCGUUCGAUGUGAUUAACAUAUUUGGUAUCGAACUUGCGGCAUCCUUGCAUCGCACGUUGGGUAAGGAGUGGUUUGGUCAGGUGGUUCAAGUCGCCAGGCAGCUUUUUGACCGUCCGGAAUCGCGCCGGUUGUCAGACCCCUGCUUCCUUGGAUGCUUCUUACGACUCUUCAAUGCCUACAUCAACGGAUCCUGCAUGGGCUUUUGCCGCAGUCUGAGACUACCAGUCCAAGACUGGGAAACCAAAGACCGACUAGACCCUGUGUCAGAAGGCCUCGACUUCUUCGGACGCCUCCCGGGCCUGAACUUCCAACCACCACCGGCC